CUAAGAAAACUGUUUUUGAAUUAAUAUUACUUUCACGACGGCAUUGUAUUAAUAUCCAGAAUAAUUUUUGAACUACCGAACAGUAACAGUUAAACUACGUCACACACAUGCACCCUUAUUCCAAGAUGGCAGCCCCCAGUGCGUAUGGAAUUCCUAGAUUACCAGGAUUUGUAUUCACUGAGAAACUCGGCAGUGGUACCUAUGCUACAGUUUACAAGGCAUAUCGAAAGAGUCAACAAAGGGAAGUGGUGGCAAUCAAAUGUGUAUCCAAGAAGAGCCUCAACAAAAUAUCAACAGAAAAUCUACUCCAAGAGAUUGAAAUCCUGAAGAAGAUUAAACAUGAAUACAUCGUGGAACUCAAGGAUUUCCAGUGGGAUCAGCAUUACAUCUACUUGAUAAUGGAGUUCUGCAGCGGAGGAGACCUGUCCCAGACCAUCCAUAAAAGAAUAGCUCUUCCAGAGGCUACUGUCAAAAGAUUUCUCAGACAGCUAGCCAGUGCCCUCCAGUUCCUUAACUCAAGAAGCAUCACACACAUGGACCUCAAACCUCAGAACCUUCUCUUAUCAAAUUCUUACAACCCAGUACUAAAGAUGGCAGAUUUUGGUUUUGCUCAGCACAUCACAGAGGACGUACAGACAGACAUGCUGCGUGGAUCACCCCUCUAUAUGGCCCCUGAGAUCAUAACAGACAGGAUUUACAAUGCAAAGGCCGACCUCUGGUCAGUCGGGGUCAUAAUGUUUGAAUGUCUUUUCGGUGGUCCACCCCUUGCUUCAAGUUCCUAUGCCCAGCUAGCUGAAAAGAUUAGAAGUCCUAAACCUAUUGAGAUUCCUAUGUUCGUUGAAACGUCUGAUUGCUGUAGAGAUCUCCUAUCAAGACUUCUGAAAAGAGAUCCAGGAGAGAGGAUAGACUUUGAUGAAUUCUUCCACCAUCCCUUCAUCGAUCUGGAACACAUGCCAUGCCAAGAUUCCCUUGAUAAAGCUAGAACAAAUGUAAUGGAUGCUGUGAAAUCUGAUCAGAAAGGAGAAUGGAAAGAAGCAAUCAGGCUUUAUCUCAAAGCCAUGGAGUAUUUCAUCCCUGCUGUCCAAUAUGAGCAAGAUCCCACCAAGAAAGAAGCUUUAAGAACGAAAGCCAGUGAGUACAUGAGGAGAGCCGAAGAGUUGAAGGGAUUAUUAAAACCAAAGAAGACAUCUUUGAACGACUCCAUCCAGAGUGACGCUGAGCAAGCAUGCAGUUCUUCCACCGAAUCGGGACCAGUGUAUGAUAUCCAUCUGUUAGAUAAAAUGGCUAAUGGUAACCCAGAAAUGAAAGUUGCUGUGAAACUUGUCAAAGAUGCAAUAAGAGAGGACAUCGGUGAAGAAUAUCAGAUUGCACUUGACCUCUAUGAACAAGCUCUCGCUCACCUAAUGCCAUUAUUACAAGUGGAACAAAAGGGAAAACGGAGAGAUCUACUGUUGAAGGAGACAGAGAAAUGCAUGAGCAGAGCCGAGGAUUUAAAGCAGUAUAUUGAGAUUGAAAAGAUGAAACCGAUGAGACAAUCUUCAUUGGACAGACACAUACAAGGCAAUGACCAUAGCAAGGAAUGUAAGUCAUUCAAUUAUUUCAGUUUCAUUCCAUUUGAUCCCCAUACCCUCUUCAGGUUUGAUAACAUCAUUAGUGACUUGCCACCCUGA
This is a messenger RNA of Lytechinus variegatus (green sea urchin), 1670 nucleotides long. Its product is annotated as serine/threonine-protein kinase ULK3-like. Gene Ontology annotation, biological process: autophagosome organization; peptidyl-serine phosphorylation; protein autophosphorylation. Lineage: Eukaryota; Metazoa; Echinodermata; Echinoidea; Temnopleuroida; Toxopneustidae. Gene Ontology annotation, cellular component: cytoplasm; autophagosome. Bases 108 to 1670 code for a protein of 520 amino acids. The record is from RefSeq and is a predicted model, not a curated record. Gene Ontology annotation, molecular function: ATP binding; protein serine/threonine kinase activity. The transcript is spliced from 13 exons.